UUGUAGUCGGCACAGGUCUCUGUUAUUGAUUUAAUUUUAUUUUAGUUUUUUCUUCAAUAUACUAGUCAAAUUUUUACAAUGGUUGUCUUGCAUCUAAAGAAUAUUUUUGUCAUUCUAUUUAUCGUAAGCUAUGGAGUGAAUGCAUUCCUAUCUGGAUCUGAAGAUCCCUACAAAAUACUGGGAGUAGACAGACAUGCUAAUACUCAGCAGAUUCGCAAAGCAUAUAAAGAAUUGGCCAAAGAAUGGCAUCCGGAUAAGAACAGCAACCCCGAUGCAGAAUUAAAGUUUGUGAAAAUAAAACAGGCCUAUGAACUCUUAAGUGAUGCUGACCGACGUCGUCUUUACGACCAGCAUGGUGUGACCAGUGAAGACUCUCACAUGUUUAAGCAGAAACAUGAUUACAGUCAGUAUGGCCGUUAUGCUCCCGAUCCCUUGGAGGAAUUCUUUGGUAAAAAAUUUUACUUUGAUCAUGACAUAAGUGUGUAUCACAAGCUGUCUAUAACCACCAAGUAUUAUGAGCAGAUUAUCUUGCCAAAAAGUCAGACGGUGCCGUAUAUAUUAAUGUUCUACAAUGACUGGUGCUUCAGAUGUACUCAUAUGGUGGGAGCAUUUAAAAAGCUUAUUGAAAUUUUAGAACCUUUGGGCAUACAAUUUGCCACCGUUAAUGCAGCACACGAACAACGUCUAUUUCGUAUGGCAGGUUUGAGCGAGUUACCUAGUCUGGUGUUGGUGUUAAAUGGUCACAACUAUAUAUACCGAGAAACAACCUUGACCUCGCAAAAGGUGGUAGAUUUUAUACGUAAGAAAAUGCCCUAUCGCAUUGGCACUACGGUGGAUGAUGACAAUAUCGAUGCCUUUCUAAAUGGUUGGAUGGAUAACAAGGUGAGGGCGUUGAUAUUGGAACCGAGGAAUCAGACCAGACUGAGAUACUUAAUAGCCGCAUUUGCUUUUCGCAGCAGAGUGGCUUUUGGUUUUGUGUAUUUGGAAAAGCCUAAUUGUGAGGAAUUAAAGAAACGCUUCCAAAUACAUCCAAAACUGGACACUUUGUUGUUGUUUAAUGAGUACGUAGAACGUCCUGUGGCUAGUGUGUCUAUGUCUGAGAUUCCAGCUCAGACACUUAACAGUAUUAUAUCCUCCAAUCAGUAUUUAACACUACCGCGCCUUUCCUCACAGGAGAUAUUAGAAGGUAUAUGCCCCGCCGAAUGGAAUCGUCCACGCAAACGUCUUUGUGUUGUGCUUAUAACGGAAAAUUCAGAUGAGCAUAAUUUCGCUAGAGGGGCUUUAAGAAAUAUUGCAUUACAGAGUGGUUAUAGUUUAGACAAAGUACGUUUUGCUUACAUUUUUAAGGAGAAGCAAAUGGAAUUUAUCAAUGCCAUUUCGAAGGGCUCUAACGAUGAUAAGCUCUUGCGCAUUGUGGUUUUAUGGCGGCGCGAUACUUCACAUGUGAAAUACGAGUGGGUCAAUGAUGCCAAUUUGGACUUGCUCAAUUCUGGCCAUCAAUCUUCAGAUCAUCUUAUAAAUCACACCAAACAGCGUAUAGACCACACUAUACAAAAGCUAUUGAAAACCUCGGAGGCUUUAAGUUAUGAGGCCUUUGUUAAAAACCUGUUGGAUGAACAUGCUCAAGGCUUUAUUCAUGAGUGGAUAUCGAAGGCCUUGUACUUUUAUGAAUAUCUUUUAGAUUCCAUAGAAGAAGAGCAUAUACUGGCCACUUUAUCUUUGCUGGGAACAAUUGCAUUUAUGUUUGCCGUUGGCUAUGUUAUGGUGUACUUUGUGCGGGCCGAGGAAGAAAACUUGAAGGCUAAGGGACAAAUUAAUUCCAAGUUUGUAGCCAAGCAAAAUAAACAUGUUCCCGAAUUAAAACUGCACGAACUAAGAGCUGAAAAGUACAAUGGCAUGGUACGUUUGCUUAAACCGGGUUGUAGAACAAUUAUAUUGAUAACAGACUUGCAAACACGCACAAAACUCAUACCACCCUUUCAUAAAUCCGUGUGGCCUUAUAGGAAAAAUAAAACUCUCAUCUUUGGCCACAUGCUAAUCGAAAAAGGUCUGUCCUGGUACUCCGAAUUACUAAGGUUGUCGCUAUGUGAGACAAAGAACUUGCAAAUAAAUCCUAGAAAUUGUAUUGGCACUGUUAUUGCCUUAAAUGGUCAUCGUAAAUACUUCUGCAUGUAUCAUGCCAAACAUCCGGAAACUACUAGAGGUGUUAAGAGAAUGGAAAAGAUAACCCGACAACUGGUACGAACCGACGAUCCAGAAAGUGGCGCCUUCUUUACCGUGGGCAACUCGGACGAUUCGGAUGAUAACGAGCCAAAAAUUCUUUUGGAAGAAAAUCUCUUGGAUGGUCUAAGCAAUUGGCUAGAUCGUUUAUUCGAAGGUACUACACACAGAUAUUACAUCAACUAUUGGCCCGAUUUUCCCACAAAAUAAAUUCGAAGCGAAUAACGAGUAUAACGAAUAUUAGUAAGGAUAUUAAAUAUUAAUACAUAAAAAAUAGCAUCAGUAUAGCAACUACUAGAUGAAUGAAAAUUUUCUUUUUUUUACCAUUAAACGAAGUGAGUGUUGAAUAACAUUUAAUCCAAAAGCCAAAGAUCAAAAAAUAUUCUCUGCUAAUUUAAGGGAAAGGAUUUAGUUUUAGCUACAAAAUUAAAUAUUUCUAUAGAAAGUAUGCAUGAAAAACUAUUAAAUCAUUCUAUUACGAACUGCACAAUAGCUUUUCUUAAAAUUAAGAAUUUUCAAAUCAUAUAUUGUAGCCGAUAUUUAAGAGGUUCAAAAAAACAACAAUGUGUAUGAUAAACAUAUCAUACAUAUGUACCUUUUAAAUAAGUUGGCUCAUAAUUUCAAAUUAAAAUAAAAAUUCUUUAAAAUUACAACUUUUGUAAUAAACUAUUUUUGUUUGUUAUAUUUUAUUAGUAAAUGAAAAACAUUUCUAGUGCACGCCAUUUUCUAGCCAUUUUUUUAAAUCUAAUUAAUUCAAUUUUGAAUAUAACAAACUCCCACAAUUCAUUUUUAUACUUUGACUUGGCAAAUAAAAUAAAAACUUUAGUACUAAUUACUAAACAUAUUAAAAAUUAAUGCUAACUUAACUAAUUAAGUCACUUAAAGAAAGCUUAAGAGGGCAUUAAAAUAAUAUCUAGUCUCACUCAAAAACUACCAACUAAAAUACCAAAGAUCUUUUUUUUUAGCAAAUAAUAAUAGAGCUUUAUUUGAAAUAACUAUAAUUUAUUAUUGUUUUCUUUUUUACUAAGUUAUUAUUUUUUAUUCUAAAAUUAAGAACAUAUUUAUCAAUAAAUAAAAUAUGAAAAUUUGCAACGUUUUUUAACAGCCUCCAAUUUAUGAAAUCAUAAAUAAUGAUUCAUUAAUUUGUUCAUAGUAUUAAGUGAAUUAAAUAAUAAAAUAAACAUUUUA
Messenger RNA from Lucilia sericata (common green bottle fly), 3408 nucleotides. It is a transcript of the gene l(3)80Fg, whose product is annotated as dnaJ homolog subfamily C member 16. NCBI's taxonomy places the organism in Eukaryota, Metazoa, Arthropoda, Insecta, Diptera, Calliphoridae. Bases 79 to 2430 code for a protein of 783 amino acids. The record is from RefSeq and is a predicted model, not a curated record. The transcript has a single exon.